Messenger RNA from Fimicolochytrium jonesii, 1740 nucleotides. RefSeq lists its product as uncharacterized. Lineage: Eukaryota; Fungi; Chytridiomycota; Chytridiomycetes; Spizellomycetales; Powellomycetaceae. The transcript is spliced from 4 exons. Bases 1 to 1740 code for a protein of 579 amino acids. The record is from RefSeq and is a predicted model, not a curated record.
AUGGAGACGUUGGUCUCACCCCCCGCAACCGCAGUGCCGUCGGAGGCCCCGAGUCCGGAGCGUAACGCCGCUGCAAUCCUCGUCGGGAUUACCCCACCCACCGAGCCGAUUCUUGUCCGCGAACAAACUCCCACUCUCGAGUCCCGCCCCGUGCGCCAUGUGUCGUUUCCUUCCACCCCGGAGAGGUCCACCGUUGGGGCGAUUCCCCAGGCCGGGGCCCUUGUUGCAGCCUCUGCCGGUCCCACCACCCCGACAUCGGCCGCACGAAGACGAAGAUGCCGACGUGAAGCGCAAGACGGUUCUGUUCACAGCACGGCAAUGGACGAGCACAGCCCCGCCAUGGACGAGCGCAAAGACGAAGGUGCCGAUGGGCGCCAAAAGGACGCGCAAGACGGUCCUGUUCACAGCACCGCAAUGGAGCACGAAGACGAAGGUGCCGAUAGCCGCGACCAGGAAGCGCAUGACGGUUCUGUUCACAGCACGGCAAUGGACGUGCUCAGCCCCGCCAUGGACGAGCACAAAGACGAAGAUCAGGAACUGCGAGAGCACAUAGUAGAAGAGUUCAACUAUGUCUAUGUUGCUAACCAGUUGAUUGGUCAGAAAGAUUCCUUGAAAGAGGAGGUGAAGGAGCGGAAACGUAAAAUCAAGGACCUCGGUGCUCAGCUGGCUGACUGCAAGGGAAGCCGUGGUUCGUGGACGGCUGUAGAGCAGAUUCUGGGCUCUGUUGGGUCGUCGGAGGCUCUCGUCCCGAGAGUGGCGGCUGUAGAGCAGAAGCUGGACUCCGGUGGGUCGUCGGGCGUCGGUACUGGAAGGUCCCCCAGCUCCAGAUAUGGCCGCCUGCCGCAUUACGUAGUCGAGGUCAAAGAUGAUGGAAACUGGCAAUCCGCUCCGACUACUUGGACAGCUUUCCAACCUGCCUUUUGGACAACCGCGAACAACUCUCUUAUUCCGCAAGAACUAGGCACCGGCUUUGUGGAGGAGCUGAGAGUUGAGGACCAGGACCUCAGGUACCUGAAGGAGCAGAAGGUGGAGCAGCAGUUGAGAAAGCAGAAGAAGGCGUUCAACUAUCGGGUCGACAUCAAUGGGAAGAUCGUGAACGUCUCGACCCUACUCAAGAAGCUAUUCGGGUCACAGACCUUAUCCGAAUCUUCAAAGCCGACCUCAGGAAGGACACGACUAUCGGUGCACCACCAGGAGUGGCCGAAGAACGAAGCGAGGGCUUUGAAGACCCUGGUAAACGCGGCCAAGACUUAUCAGAAGGGCUGUCGCACCAAGGCCAUGGCUCGCAAGAUCGCCUACAACAUCUGUCUCUACCAGAAAUUAGUUCCUGGAAAUGCUUACUUGCCCUUCACUGGUCUUCCCCCCGCUGAGACUGGUAACCUGCCAGUCCCCGCCAAUCUUCCUGCCGAACCACCCAUUGAGACGUACCUCCAAAGGCAAAGGCGACGCAAGGAGAAGAAAAAGGAGAAGGAGAAGGGAAAGAAGAAAGAGAAGAAGAAAGAGAGGAGCGAGCGCAAGCGCAAGCGCAGAGAUAAGCAAAAGGGCAAGGACAAGGGCAAGCAGCGAGCCGAGGAUGACUCUGUCGAAGAAAGACUCCGCCCCGAACAAGACAGGGAAGUCUUGGACGAUUACUUCAAGCAAUGCGACUUCGUCUGCCCAAGUUGCCUAGAAGACCUACCGGAGAACGCGCAGGCCGCAUCACCGCGACCAAACGAACGUUUUACUGGAAGUAGCCGAUGA